Chinchilla lanigera (long-tailed chinchilla) is the source of this 2563-nucleotide messenger RNA. Its product is annotated as long-chain-fatty-acid--CoA ligase ACSBG2-like. Gene Ontology annotation, molecular function: long-chain fatty acid-CoA ligase activity. NCBI's taxonomy places the organism in Eukaryota, Metazoa, Chordata, Mammalia, Rodentia, Chinchillidae. Gene Ontology annotation, cellular component: membrane; endoplasmic reticulum. The record is from RefSeq and is a predicted model, not a curated record.
UCCGUUGAGGAGGGGAACCGCCCACCUUCCUGCCUCCCACCACCACCAUUUGGGCCCUACCCAGGGGGUGACCAGGCCCUGGACGGGGACAGUGCACCCUCAGGCUUCCAGAAGGGUCACCUGUCACUCAUCUUUGCAGAAGGGGAGGACACCUGAGAGGCCAAAUGUCUCUGCUGCCUUGGGAAGACUGGGCCUGGGUAGGGCAGCGAGGCCGGUGAACGAGUUGGUGCUUGUGAAACUUUCAGACCAGGACUUGGCGCUUAGAAAAGACCCGUAACUGUGAAGAAUAAUCACUGAGAACCUGGAAGGGCUGAAACCCCAGUGACUCAGGAAAAGCAAGCUGAGUACCGUGAAGUAAAUAUGAGUGAAAUACAAGCAGCCCCCAGGCUGUGGACCACGUGCCGAGAUGGAGAGGUCAUCCUCAGGAUGACAAAACACCAGCCAGGCCACGAGACCCCAAUGACCAUCCCUCAGCUUUUCCAAGAAGCAGUCAAGCGAUUUGGUGCCUACCCAGCGCUCGCGUGGAAGAGCAAGCGGAAGUGGGAAACGCUCACCUUCACCCAGUACUACGAAGAGUGCAGGAAGGCCGCGAGGGCCCUGAUCAAGCUGGGCUUGCAGCGUUUCCACGGCGUCGGCAUCCUGGGUUUCAACUCCGUGGAGUGGUUUAUUGCAGCCAUGGGUUCCAUCUUGGCAGGGGGCCUCUGUGUCGGUAUUUAUUCCACCUGCUCCGCUGACGCCUGUCAGUUUGUCAUCACUCAUGCCAAGGUGAACAUCUUGGUGGUUGAAAAUGACGAACAGCUGCAGAAAAUCCUUUCGUGGGAUGACUUCAUGGAACUUGGCAACAGCGUUCCUGACGCGCAGCUGGAUCAGAUCAUCAAGAGCCAGAAGGUGAAUCAGUGUGCAGUGCUUGUCUACACUUCGGGGACUGUGGGCGACCCCACAGGCGUCAUGCUGAGUCACGACAACAUCACGUGGACGGCCGGGGCCGUGGUGAAGGACCUGAGACUCCCCGCCACGUCGGGGAAGCAGGAGAGGGUGCUCAGCUACCUGCCGCUCAGCCACGUCGCCACGCAGAUGAUAGACAUCUGGAUCCCUCUGAAGAUUGGGUCGCUCAUACACUUUGCACAGCCAGAUGCCCUCAGGGGCACCUUGAUAAGCACUCUGAAGGAGGUAAAGCCCACCACCUUCCUCGGGGUGCCCCGAAUUUGGGAGAAGUUGCAGGAGACCAUCAAGGGAAGGGUUGGCAAUUUCUCAGGCUUCAACAAGAAGAUGUUCCUAUGGGCCAAAACAACUGGUUUGAACGCGCACACAUUGCAGACGCAGGGGGGAUCCCCCGGUUCCAUGAACUACCACGUGGCUAAGAAACUGGUGUUCAACAAAGUCCGGAGUUCCCUGGGCCUCGACCACUGCCACUCCUUCCUGAGCGUGGCCGCGCCGCUCUCCCAGGACACCUCGGAGUUCUUCCUGAGCUUGGACAUCCCCAUCGGCGAGAGCUACGGCCUCAGCGAGAGCUCGGGGCCCCACAGCGUCUCCAGCCGCGCGAACUACAGGCCCCUCAGCUGCGGCAAGCCCCUGAGCUCCUGCAAGAACAUGCUGCUGCGGGAGAACCAGGACAACGUCGGGGAGGUGUGCAUGUGGGGCCGGCACGUCUUCAUGGGCUACCUGGACAGGGAAGACGCCACCAUGGAGGUGGUGGACAAGGAAGGCUGGCUGCAUAGCGGGGACGUGGGCUUCAUGGACAGCCAGGGUUUCCUCUACAUCACCGGCCGAAUCAAAGAACUCAUCAUCACCGCUGCCGGGGAAAACGUGGCCCCCUUUCCCAUCGAGGACCUGGUGAAGACGACGAUCCCCAUUGUCAGCAAUGCCAUACUGGUGGGCAACAGGGCCGCGUUCCUGAGCAUGCUCCUGACGCUGAAGUGCGAGAUCGAUCAGGUGAGCGGGGAGCCCCUGGACAAGCUGAGCUGGCAGGCCAUCGACUUCUGCCAGGCCCUGGGCAGCCAGGCGUCCACUGUGUCGGAGAUCGUGGACUCGAAAGACCCGCUUGUCUACGCCGCCAUCCAGCAAGGCAUAGAUGCCGUGAACAAAGAGGCUGCUUCCAGUGCUCAGAGGAUCCGCAAGUGGGCCAUCCUGAGGAAGGACUUCUCUGUGCGAGGCGGGGAACUAGGUCCAACGACAAAAAUGAGAAGAUACCUCAUAACCCAGAAAUACAAAUCACAGAUCGAAAGUUUCUACCUCUGAUGGCUUCUGCAGAGCUGCUCCUUACGCCGCCAGCAGGGAAGCCCCUCGGAAACAUGGGUUUCACCACGCUGGGGAGGGGCGCCCCUCCUGUUAGUGAGAAGCCGGACCUGAUUCCCGUUGGUCGGAUUCUGCGUUCCUCACCUGUCGGACAGCAGCUGCGCUUUCAAAAGCAAGGACUUGAGACAUUAGAAACAAGACUGAAGAACUGGAUCCCAAAACUUUCAUGCCUGCCUGGAAGCAACCUGGGAACCCUUCUAAUAAGUUCUAACAAUAAGGCACUUCAGCGUCUCCUGUCUUUUUAUUUUUUAAAAAAUUAGUAUACGUG